Molecule: messenger RNA, 6633 nt
Organism: Varanus komodoensis (Komodo dragon)
Lineage: Eukaryota; Metazoa; Chordata; Lepidosauria; Squamata; Varanidae
Product: flocculation protein FLO11-like
Exons: 3
Coding region: 1-6633 (2210 amino acids)
Source: RefSeq, a predicted model, not a curated record
AUGCAGCUAGCCAGCAGCCAGGAGAAGAGCACUGCAGCUCAUGAAGAGGACAGGGCUGAGAUCAGUACAAUGGGCACACAUGCUGUGCCUGAUGGUGUGACAGACUCCGGAAUUGGUGUGCCACUUAGCGCAGCUGCUCGCAAUGAAGACUCGGUUGCCUCUGAAUCCACAGUUGACAUGGCACCCGAAAAUGCCCCUCUGCACCAUCCCAGCCCAAGCACCAUUCCCCAGAACCACAGUAGCACCCCCCUUGGGGUCACCACAGUGGGAGAAAUGGCCACCACAGAUAAACCUGAAGAUAUUGACAAUUUUGGAAAUAAGCACUCCAGCACUUCUAAGUCAAGUUCUAGAAAUGCACUUUUCUCCUUUUGGGAGGCCUCUACUGUCUCUAAAGACACCACGUUGAAUAGUCCUAAAAAUGCUAAUUCUUUUGGAGAUGAGGCUAAGAAGGAAUAUCUUACUGACACAAGCCCCGAUGGCCAUCCUGUGUCCACAGCUGAAGAGACUAUUACUGCUCUUGGAAAUAGAAUCACUUCUACCAUUACCACCACCACCAUCGCAGGUGAUGCUUUCUACAAAGCUUCUAGAAAUAUGGCUGCAGAUGAAGGCAGCAAAUUCAGUCUUUCUGGAAAAGCUACUGCUGUAUUUCCUUCUGAAAGUAUUGGAAAGACUGUCAUCCCUGGGGAGAAAGCCACCUCUGAUUUUGAAAACUCCACUCUUGCCCCUAGUUCCAUUCACUCUCUUGAGAACGCUAGUGCCCCUGGAUAUGUUGCUAUCACAGGUUCUGGAGAUAAUGCUGUGAGGGAAGACACCUCUGCCACUCCUCCCGGAAAUGUCAUUCUCAGCAAUCACUCUCAGUUCGAUUUGGUUGGCAGCAACAACAUCUCCACAGAGAUCCUGAACACUACACUCAAAAAGACCUCUGGAGAUAUCACCGCUAUUGCAAACAUAGAUGAAAUUGUCUUUGCUGAUUAUGAAUCCACCAUAGAAGUGAUUAGUACUACCUCUGACAAGAACACUACCCUUGGACACAAUACUACUGUUGAUGGCUCUGGUAACAAGGCAGUCUCUGGGAAUGAUAUAGGCACAACAUACAGAGAGAUCAACCAGUCUCUUUUUGAUGGUGGUACUGCCACCUCUGCCUCUAGGGGAACCUUUGCUAUAACCCAAGAUAGCAUCUUGAAUGUUCCUGAAUAUUUCAUGAUCACCACUGCUUCCAAAGUAGAACUUGGAAGGUCCUCAGAAAUCAUUCCUGCUGAGACCACUAUAGCUUUUGACACUGUCACCAGUAAUGUUCUCCACACGAUUCCUACAAUUAUUGCUGUCACUGAAGCUGCUAAAGAGGCUCCCACUAGAAAUGCAGCCAUCAUCUUUGAAAAUGGUAACUCUGCUGCUUUAGGGGAACCUGCUCCUCAGAACACAGGUGGUACAACAAUGGAAGACAUUGUUGCUAGAACAACUUAUAAGGAUGCCACCAGAUCCAUAGAAUCUCCAGAGAUAUGUACAAUAAACUCUGAGAAGGAUGUAACCACAUCAGUUACCACUUCUGCUUUUGAGAAUACUAUUAUCAACUCCUUAACCCCUAGAGAGACCACUCUCUCAACAGGAGAAGAUGAGAAGAACAUUGCUUCUGGAAAUGGCACCAUUUCUGCUACUGAAGAGCAUUUUACUGCCAUCUCUACAGAGGCUGCUGUUGGUGAGAGGAGCACUACUAACUUCAUGUCUGGAGAUACCACAGAUAGCAAUAUCAGUAUUUCUACCAACUUGUCGGAAAUUGUCACCAGUUCAAACUAUGCUAGGAAUACUAGGACUUCUGCAUAUGGAGUCACUGCCAAUACUGUGACCACAACUUUAGGAAAAAUGAGCACCAAUAAAGGAAGUCACAUGCCUACUGGGUCUGCCACCUCAGCUGUGACUAUGAGAAUUCAAGCCGGCACCAGCCAUGGAAGGAAUACACUCCUGAAUGAAAUAAUGACCGCAGAGCUGAGCCCUAGUUUAUCAGAUGAUGUCAUACCUGGGUCAUUCACUUUUGCCAGAGAGACAGCUGUCCUUGAAUCCACCACCACCCAGGAAGACAGUCUUGCUGAAUCUGUCAGUCCUUACAUUGCAUUCACCCAUGACACAGUACUGGACGCAAAUUUGACUGCUUCUACUACUGCUGGUGACAGCAAAAUUCCUUCAGGUAUCAUCACAGUCGUUCCUGGGGCUGCCACCCCAACCAAUGGCCCUGCUUCUAAUGUUUCUUUGCUUUUAAGAGAAGUCAAUACAGAUGCUGUGGCAGAAGUCACCACCAACACAACCAGCUCUGUAUUUAUCAACAUAACUAACAGUGGAGCCAUCUGCAAUGAUACAUCUGAGGAGCUGUACUGUGCAGAGGGAAUUAGUGCUGUACAGAGUGGAGGCUCCUCAAUCCUUGGGCAAAUACCCACUCUUAACCAUUCAUUCUCAGUAGGAACUGGUAGCCAAGAAGCCACCACCAGCCCAGGAGGUAUCACCACUGCCUUUGAUUGCACCACCAGUGUUCCAGAUGGUGCAGCGCUUGAGGAGACAUUUGCCUCUCUGCACAGUGAGAUCCCUGUCACCCUUAAACAGGACUCCAACCAAAGUAACACAACCAGCAAUGAAUGUACCACUGCUGAAGCUGCUGUGCUAACUGAGAGGCCUCUGACAGAAAAUACUCCCAGCCCUUCUGGAGAGUGCAGCACUUGGAGUGGUGCUCCCAUGGCAAUAGGAAACAAAAAUGUUGCCAGCUAUGGGGAUACUGCACCUUUAUGCAGCUCUGCAACAACAGAAUCCAAUGCCACAUCAGGAACUUUGAUGAUAUCAGAAGCUACUCCUGCCUCUGAAGAUGCCAGCGGCAUCAAUAAUACCAGAGGUAUUCAUUCAUUUGCUGUUGCAGACACUAUCAUUAGUGCAGCAUCAGUAAGCCCCAACGUCUCUCCAACCAACAAACCUAGAGAAUCUGUUGCAGCCAAUGCCUUGGAAGAUACUCCCCAAACUUUCAGCCUUUUGGAAGACACUUUCACCAUCACUUCUACUGCCACAACAGCCAUAUCCACCGUUACUGCCCUUACAGAUACUGACACGGGCACUCAAGCUUUCCCUGGAGAUGUUACUACUGUUUCUAGAGAUAAAUAUGCCAGCACCCUUCAAGACCUCCCAAACCUGGGCAAAAGGGUCACCUCAGAAAAUAUUUUAACCACUAGCUUUGAAGACAUGAGAACCCACAGCGAAGCUCCUGCUUUUGGGACAAGAACCUCUUCAGAAACUCACAUCCUUGAAGAUACUUCUGAUCCUGUAGCUAACAUUCCAGAAGAGAAUCUCAGUCAUUACUCUUCUGAUUACUACAAAACUACAAUCACUACAACAACACCUGCUGCUUCUAGUACCAUCAAUACUCUGAGUGAUACUAGUUCCAUCCCUCAUAAUGCUGCUUCUGUGUUUGAGACUGCUACUAGAUCUGGAGAGGUUUUAACUUCUAGGAGUAACUCCACAGUUACCUGUGUGGCCAACAGUAUUCAGGAUCAGACCACAAUUAGUGAGUCUCCUGCUAUAGUCCCUGGUAAUUUCUUCCUUGCUACUGAAGAAAAUUGCACUUCCAUAACCCCAUCUGAGGCACAAGAUUACACUAUGGCUAAUAUCCCAGAUGGUACAGUCACCAGCGACAUCACUUUCUCCAGUAUUUCUGAAAAUAUCACUAACAUCACCAACCCCUGUGUUGGCCCUGGAGAUCUAAAUGCUGCUGUUAAUGUUCCAUUGAACACAAUCACCUUGGCCCUUGUCCUUGGAGAGACAGUGCCACCAGGACAGACCUUUGGAAGUUCUAUCAGUGUGAUUGCUGCUUCUGGAAAUUCUGCAAACUCCCAGUUUGUUGAAGAAACUGAUCUGUCUAUUGAGUCUGGAGACCCCAUUGUACCUAGGACUAGCACCUCUGCAGACUUCAGCAAGAUCAACAACAUCACCAUUGUUCAUGCUGUUCCUUCAGGGAGAAGUACCAAUGAAUCUAGACAGCCAUUCGAUGCUAAAACCUCUGAAGAUGCCCCCACCGUUCAUGAAGCUACUGAUGACAGCAUCAAUGGCCUUCCUAAUCCUGAAUCUAUAAUCACCGUCAACAUGACCCCUGGAAAUAGCCCUGUGGCAACACUCAGAGGUAAUACCGCUGACAUCAGUGCUGUGAGAGGUACAGAAAUGACCACUGCUCUUGGAGACAUCCACAGUCCUGCAGUUACUGCCUGUGGAGAUGGAAUCAACACACUCAAAGACAACGCCAGCCAAGAAAAAAGAGUUAUACUUCAAAAGGCCUCCACUUGCAUUCAUGAAGACAUCAGCAGCACCAUGUAUGAAGCUUCUACUCCUAAUCACACAAGACCUUGUGAAAAGACAGCAACAUUUGAAUCUACACACAUGCCUGUGGCUAAUUUGGCCAACAGAGGCACCUUUGGCAGUGAAUUCUCCAAAGCUACCAUUAAUGAAGAUACUGCUGAAAUAGCAAAUACUAGAAAUGAUAUCCUGAUGACCCAUAGUGAAAACUGGGUCUCUGCCCCUGUAGGGAUUGUUUCUGUUUCCGAAGACCUUUGUGCCCCUGAAGGAACUGUUACCUUUGCACAGAUCACCACAGCUAUUCUUGAAGAGGCUGGAGAACAGAAUGAGCUCUCUACAUUUGGGGUAGCUGUUUCUGUUGCAGAGACACCAAACAGAGAAGUGGACUUCAUGUCUGAAGUGAAUAUUAGAGAAGCUGCCAGCUCCACUCCUGGGCCCACAGCAGUUAAAGAAGAUAUUUUAUUGGCACCUGUAGGUGAUGAAACUGCCAUUUGCCAUAGUGAGAUGAAAUCUCUAGAGAAAUCAAAAGAUCUAAGUUUCAGUACCAUCCCUUCAGAAGACUCCUUUCUUGGAACUUUCACUUACUCAAGAGAGAUGAACCAUACUGUCUCUAGUGUAACAUCUGGCUCCUACUCUGAAGGCUGUCUGGAAGAGGCGUCCACUAUUGGGACCAUCCUUGGUAUUGCUCAGGCUCCUUCUCCUCUUGAGGAGUUUCCAGCCCCUGGUGCCACCUCUGCUUCUGAAGACACCAACAUUAGGACAACCACAAUUGACAUCAGUAAUUCCCCCAUGUUUAGUGCUAACAGACAUGGAAAAUAUUCCACCUCAGAAGCCACAACUAUGCUUGGAGGAGUUACUUUAUCUGGAAUUAUGACUUCCCCUAGACCGACCUUUGUUCAUGAAACCAUCAGCUUUCAAGAGGCCUCCAUAUCUACAUCUGCCAUUGGUUCCACCUCUGAGGUCACCAUUGAUCCUACUGAAACAUCCACUCAUGGAGCUACUUUUUCUAUCGCACAAAUAAGCACAUCUGGAAAUGUUUCCUCCAUAAAAAUUACGGAGGCUGAAGGAAUCACUUCCACGAUCACCUGUAUUAGUAGUACCUCUUCCUCUGGGAAUUUCAUAUUUACACCUUGCAGCAACAGUAAAACUGAUACUUCUGGGGAUGUCACCACUAUGGGUAUCCAUAGUGAAACAUCCUAUCCUGGAGCUAGUAUUCUUCCUCAAGAGACCCUCAUAUUUGCAGAUGGUGCUGCUAACCAUGCUUUUGGACACUUAAGCUCCCCAAAAAACAUUGUGUGUGCACCUGAAAAUGCAAUCUCUGAAGUUCUUGAAGAUACCACCACUGUCUUCGGAAGCAGCAGCACUGUCCCUGAUGAUGCUGUCACCAUCUGUGGAAUGCCCAAUGACAACUCCACUACUGUGGAAGGAACACUUAUUGGCAAUACUGCAAAGCAGCCUAGUGCCAAAUCCAAAGAAACAGCUGUUACAGAGAACACGGCUAGCAGUCCUGAGGAGAUUAAAUUUGUCCUAGGAGGUGCCUCCAUCAUCGCUCCAGAGGAGACAAAUGCUGCCUUAUCAGGAAAGGAAGCAGAUAGCAGCACAGAUGCCCCCAUGUCCACAGAUCAGGUCACUGCUACUAGCUCUGGGAAAUCCUCGGCAGCAACCCUUGGAGAGACAAAUAUUGCUACUUUUGCAAAGACUAUGGCACCCAGGUUGCCCAUAAGUCCAGAUGAGCCUGUUGCCAUCACCCCUGAAGGAAAACUUGCUGCUGCCUCUAGUGUGACCACUGGCAACACAAAAGAUGCUCUUGAAUGCACCUGGAGUGCUCCAGAAGAGUCACUUUCUGAUGCUCCAAGAGAAGACGCUCUUGUUGCCCAACCUGGAAAUACCACUGAAGCCCCCACUGCAGCGCUUCCAGCUGCUGUGUAUGAAACAGUGACAAUUACUCACAGAGGAAUAUCAGCCACAAUUCCUAGAAAGUCCCACACACUGCCCAUGCCUGAAGCACACCCUGAGGUGUUUCCUACCGCUUCCUCUGUAGAAGCUAUCACUAGCCAUAAACAGGUUGUUCCAGCCAGACAUAAAGAAAAUACCUGUAAAGAACCUACUUCAGAAAAGAUGUCCAUGGCUACUCCCAUGGGGAUUAUCUCAGCUUUCCAGGGAAAAAACACUGCCAUCAAAUCAGGGAGCCUGCUGCCCUACUGGUCCGUCGUGCUCAUCGGCAUUGUGGUCACCCUUGUCCUGGCUGCGGCACUUGGCAUGGUCAUCUAUAGUUUCAUGUUCUUCAUCGUGGCCUGCUUUGCAACCUCAUAA